AGGCGCUCUCAAUUUGUUGGGGGCUUUCCGUAGUUAAAGGGGAAGCCAAGCAAAGCAAAGGCGAGAGACACUGCUCCCUAUCCGAUUCCCACCACCCUCCCCUCCCUCAAAAGAAGCACAGAAAAGGGCAAGAAGAACCCCAGGACGAUAAACCUACGCAGUUCGGCUCAAUGCGCUCGUGAGGAAGCACCACGACGUCUCCUCUAUCGUCCCCAAAACGUCUGUUUUCGUGCGAUUCUGAAGCCUCUGCUUUCGGGAAAGCGUCAUCUUGGCGCACCCUGGAACCGAGUAACCCAGCUCCGAUGAGCAUGGCAUUCCCUGGAUUUCCAGCUUCCCUCUUCCUUCUUCCUCUCAUGCUUGUCCUUUGCCUUCCCUUCUCGGUCUCCCACGCUUAUUCUGAGAUCCAGAAAACGCCGUUACCAGGUGGAGGGCUGCGAGAUGGGUAUGUUCUACCGAGGAGGUAUGCUGCUGAGGUGCCACCUACCGGCAAUCUUACCGUGGAUAACAGCUCUUUCAUCCUGGCUGCGGAUAGGACACACAGGAAAGAUCCUUUGAAUGGAUUCAAGCGUUACACUGGUGGUUGGAACAUCAGUGAGCAACACUACUGGGCUUCUGUUGGUUUUACGGCUGUCCCCCUGUUCGCCAUUGCCUUUGUGUGGUUCCUGGUUUUUGGGCUGGUCUUGUUAUUUAGCUGUUGCUAUUACUUCUGUUGCCGCCGCCGAAGUUACUCAUAUUCCCGCACAGCCUAUGCGCUCUCUCUUGUUCUGCUCAUUCUAUUCACCUGUGCUGCAAUCAUUGGAUGCAUUGUUCUGUACACCAGUCAGGGAAAGUUCCACACCAGCACUUCGAAAACUGUGGACUAUGUCGUGGGUCAGGCAAACUUCACGGUAGACAACCUCAGGAACUUCUCAGAAAGUCUGGCUGAAGCUAAGAAGAUCACGGUGGACCAGGUAUUCCUCCCAGCUGAUGUCCAGAGUGAAAUCGAUAGCCUCAAAACAAAGGUCAACUCUUCAGCAACUGAGCUUGCCAAUCGGACAUUGGACAAUUCCAGGAAGAUUAGGCGUGUGCUAGAUAGAGUGAGACUGGAUUUGAUCAUAAUUGCUGCAGUGAUGCUGCUUUUGGCAUUCGUUGGGUUCUUGCUCUCUAUACUUGGAUUGCAGUUCCUUGUCUACGUCUUAGUGGUUGUUGGGUGGAUUCUAGUGACAGGCACAUUUAUCUUGUGCGGUGUUUUUCUUCUUUUACACAAUGUGGUGGCGGACACAUGUGUUGCAAUGAAUGAAUGGGUCGACCACCCUCAUGCACAUACAGCUCUAGAUGAUAUUCUUCCGUGUGUUGAUGUUGCCACUGCCAAUGAGUCAUUGUAUCGAAGCAGGGAAGUUACCUUCCAGCUGGUUAGUGUUGUCAAUCAGGUGAUAGUCAAUGUUUCCAAUGGGAACUUCCCUCCUGCUUUGGUGCCUUUGUAUUAUAAUCAAUCUGGCCCAUUGAUGCCUACUCUCUGCAACCCAUACACACCUGACUUGAAUAACCGCACGUGCACCCCUGGAGAGGUGGACUUCAACAAUGCAUCACAGGUAUGGAAAGGUUAUGUUUGCCGGAGUGCUGUUGUCUCUGGGUCUGAGAUAUGUACAACCAUCGGACGUGUUACUCCCAGUAUCUAUAGCCAAAUGACUGCGGCUGUAACUGUGAGCCGAGGAUUAUACUAUUAUGUGCCAUUCCUUACUCAGCUAGAAGACUGCAGUUUUGUCCGCGAAACCUUUACUGCGAUACAUGGGAACAAUUGCCCUGGUCUUGAACAGAACAGCAAACGGGUCUACAUUGGUCUGGUUAUGGUUUCGGGUGCAGUGAUGCUGUCCUUAAUAUUCUGGGUGAUAUAUGCUAGGGAAAGGCGCCAUCGCACUUACAACAAGCAGUUCCUUGUGGAGACAGGUAGGCCACAUCUGCCUCUGCAAGAAAAGGUGCCGUAAGUUCAUGCUAUAAGUGAACUUUCUCAUCCGAGUUAGAGUGUUGUAAUUAAAUGCAUAGGGGAUGAAAAGUUCAUGUCGAUUAUGAGGCAACUUUUCAGCUAUCAUUUUAGUUUGACUCAUUUUUAGAGUGCUGAUGCUAAGGAAAGCUGAUACUUUCUUGUUAUGCAUGAAUGUAGAUCUUGGAUGGUAUUGAUUUAAUGUUGCAUUUCCAAGAGGCAAGAUAGUGUAGAAACAUUUGGUCGUAGUGCUAUCAUGCCGGAAUUGGCUCAUUUUUAUGUGAAUUACUAUGUGCAUUCAACGUCUCAACUGAUCUAUGAAAGGGAACAUUUUUCA
Musa acuminata subsp. malaccensis (wild Malaysian banana) is the source of this 2297-nucleotide messenger RNA. RefSeq lists its product as uncharacterized. The record is from RefSeq and is a predicted model, not a curated record. Gene Ontology annotation, cellular component: plasma membrane; plasmodesma. Lineage: Eukaryota; Viridiplantae; Streptophyta; Magnoliopsida; Zingiberales; Musaceae.